Messenger RNA from Hermetia illucens (black soldier fly), 1635 nucleotides. RefSeq names its product isovaleryl-CoA dehydrogenase, mitochondrial. NCBI's taxonomy places the organism in Eukaryota, Metazoa, Arthropoda, Insecta, Diptera, Stratiomyidae. Gene Ontology annotation, cellular component: mitochondrion. Gene Ontology annotation, biological process: L-leucine catabolic process. The record is from RefSeq and is a predicted model, not a curated record. The coding region runs from base 185 to 1462 and encodes 425 amino acids. The transcript has 4 exons. Gene Ontology annotation, molecular function: 3-methylbutanoyl-CoA dehydrogenase activity; flavin adenine dinucleotide binding.
UUGGUUGUUUGCCAAAAUCUUGCACGAGUUGUUUUGGUUCGAGUGGGGUACGCAGGGAAUUCAUUCCGCGUGCCACUGAUAACGUGAUAAGUGCCGUCCGGAAAUAUUUGAUUUUAGUUCGCUGGCGUUUAUUGUUCUGUUUGUUCUGUUGUAUCUUAAUUGACGACUUUUCUAGUGCUUCAUAAUGGCCUUAAGAAUACUCACCGGCCGGGGUUUGCGGGCUGUUUUCGCUGCUAAUAUUCCAAAGUCCAAAGGUGGAUUAAUUGGGGCCCAGCGAUAUUUAUCACAUUAUCCCAUCGAUGACACCGUCUUUGGCCUAACCGAGGAACAGAAAAAGCUGCGCGAGACCGUCUUCAAUUUCGCACAAAAGGAACUUGCCCCUUAUGCUCAGCAAAUCGAUAAGGAGGACAAUUUCAAGGAGUUUCGCCAAUUCUACAAGAAAAUGGGCGACCUUGGCCUCUUGGGUGUGACUGCAAACCCUGAAUACGGCGGCACCGGACUCUCAUACCUGGACCACUGCAUAGUUAUGGAGGAGCUCUCGAGGGCUGCUGGAGGAAUUGCACUGUCUUAUGGUGCUCACUCAAAUCUCUGCAUUAACCAGAUUCACCGCAAUGGAACCGAAGAGCAGAAACAGAAGUAUCUUCCCAAGUUAUGCAGUGGGGACCACGUCGGUGGCUUGGCAAUGUCUGAACCUGGGGCAGGAAGCGAUGUUGUUUCCAUGAAGAUUAAGGCCGAAAAAAAGGGGGACUACUAUGUCCUCAACGGAACUAAAUUCUGGAUCACCAAUGGAAGUGUUGCCGACGUUUUGGUUGUCUAUGCGAAAACGGAUUUCAAUUCCAAACCACAACACGGGAUCACAGCAUUCAUCAUUGACACGAAAUCAGAAGGUUUCAGCGUUGCACAGAAAUUAGACAAACUUGGAAUGCGUGGAAGUCCAACGUGCGAACUUGUUUUCCAGGAUCUAAAAGUUCCCGCUGCAAAUGUACUGGGUGGAGUGAAUAAAGGUGUUUAUGUUUUGAUGUCUGGGUUGGACUAUGAAAGAUUAGUCCUAGCCGCGGGGCCAGUUGGUCUCAUGCAAGCGGCUGUCGAUGUUUCCUUCGAUUACGCUCACCAACGGCGACAGCACGGAAAAUUAAUCGGCGAAUUUCAAUUGCUGCAGGGUAAGAUGGCUGAUAUGUACACAACUCUGAACGCUUGUCGUUCUUACUUGUACUGCGUUGCUCGGGGAGCCGACGCAGGAGCUGCAAAUUCCAAAGAUUGUGCCGGAGUGAUUUUGUAUUGUGCUGAGAAGGCUACACAAGUGGCUUUGGACGCAAUCCAAAUUUUGGGUGGAAAUGGUUACAUCAAUGAAUAUCCAACGGGAAGGAUUAUGAGGGAUGCCAAAUUAUAUGAAAUUGGAGCUGGCACCUCAGAGGUGCGUAGAUGGUUGAUUGGACGUGCUCUGAAUAAGGAAUACUCUUAACGGAUAUUACUAUGACCGGAAAACUCAAAUGGCAAACGAACUGACGAACUGCAAAAAGGUAAAAUUGUUAUAAAAAUUAGGUCGGAACGAACAGACUCUAUAAAGUGCAUUUAUUUUUCAUAUAUUUUGAGAUGAUAUUUUACUAAUAAAGUAUUUAAGAUUUUAUUUCAAAA